Messenger RNA from Bactrocera latifrons, 1786 nucleotides. RefSeq lists its product as uncharacterized. The record is from RefSeq and is a predicted model, not a curated record. The transcript is spliced from 2 exons. NCBI's taxonomy places the organism in Eukaryota, Metazoa, Arthropoda, Insecta, Diptera, Tephritidae. Gene Ontology annotation, cellular component: nucleus. Bases 964 to 1572 code for a protein of 202 amino acids.
UGUGAGCUUAUUUCAAUGUUUAGAUUGUAUAUUUAAAUAUACAGAGUAAAAAACUUAAACAAAUUUAGUGAAACAUAGCGAAAUACCAUGUGUCCAUAGUGGAAAGUUUUGAAUUUUUAAACGUGAAUAUUUUAAAAAAUAUUCGCCCCUAUCAUGCAUUGACUUGGAUCGAAAUUUUCUCCGUUUGGCAACUGAAAAAAUCUUAAGCUUUUUUAAGAUUAAAGUUAAACACGUUGGACUCACUAGUAUGCGCAACUAAAAGCUAAUUGCCUGUGCUAAUCUCGAUUUUAAAAAGAUUCCGGKUCCAAAAGAAAAAACGUCCGUUAGCGGGUAUAGUCUUUAAUACAAUGGCAUUCUUUAUUUCAACAGUUCAUUAGUUAGCCUAAAUCUUAACCUAACGGCUUAGACUAGAGUUAAGUAUGUAUACAAAAGAGGGGUAAGUAUGUAGUUCUAAUUCAAUUCAGCAAUCUUAAGUUCAUGGUAAUAGAUUAUUCUAAUACAUAGGUAGUAGAUGUUUUCCUUUUUGUUAAUAUAAAAAUGGUAAGUAUUUACAUGAUAUAAAAAACMACAUUUAAUAAUAUUCAUAGAUUCUUUAAUUAAUUUUACAAAUUUCUUUUUAAACCAUUAUUUUUAGACGUAUAAAGUCGCUUGACGCAACAGCAACUUUGGUAUCAUGCGUUCCGUUCCCGUUCAACUUCGAAAUUUACAAUUCUGCCUAUCAUGCAUUUCGAUCGUAGCUCUGUUAUGCUAAGUUGCAAUUUUGUUGGCGGAGAGCAGUUAUAUUUUUGUUCUAGUGUACUUUAUCAAUAUAAUUUUCCAAAAAUUUAAGUAAAAUUUGUUGUUGAUAGUUUUAAAAGUCACCAACAUGAUUUAUUUCAGUUUUUGUGCUUUAAUGAUGUUUUUUGAUAUAUUUGUAGGUCAAAAACAACAACACCAGAGCAAUACGAAAAAUUGGCUGAUAUAAUGGCAACCAAAAGAGAUGUUGCGCAGGGCUUCCAACAGCGACCGAAGGAGUUUUGGGAGGAAAUUGCAAAUGCCCUAAAUGCACUUGGUCCACCAUCAAAAGACUCAAGUACAUGGAGAAAGGUGUGGAUUGACUGGAAGUGCUAUAUUAAACGCAAGCUGUCUGCAAACAAAAAGGAAAUAAUGAGCACAGGUGGAGGUCAAUGUCGUUUGCAAAGGAUAAACCCACUUGAGGAGAAGGUGAUAGCUUUGACGGGGUUGGAAACUUGUACAAGUGGAAUAAGUGGUGCGCGAGAUUAUGGCGAUAGUGCGCAGGUACAAGACGUUGCCCAAACCUCCGAAAUGGACAUUUCCGCAUGUUCGGAGGAUCGAAAUGAAAUUCCUUCAUGCAGCAGAGUUAGCAGCCAGCGCAGAGAAAGAAGAACUGAUAAGGAGAGCGCUUCUUCCUUACUCAAAGAACAAAUAGCUCUCCAGAAAGAAUUUUACGAGGACACCAAAAACCAUAAUGAAGUUGCAGCUGGUAACAUAUUUACGUCGCAUGAAUCGUUCUUUAGAAUGUAUGGCGGACACCGCAGUGAAGCAACUACAAGAACAGAAACGACACAAUAAAAUUAAGGAAGAAUUGUUAAGGGAAAAAGUGGAAAUAAAGAUGCAGAUGCUAAAGUUAGAUCCGAAUUAUAAGAUUCCAACUAAUUUAGUAAAUAACCUAAAUUUUGUACCUGAACUUAUUUUUUUAGUUUUUUGUUUCAAUUAUCUUUAAGAAAUAAGCUGUGAACUGAACUGCUGUGAAAGAACUGAAUUCAAUUUAUUAUCUUUAAGUAAC